Messenger RNA from Dermacentor silvarum, 934 nucleotides. RefSeq lists its product as uncharacterized. The transcript is spliced from 5 exons. The coding region runs from base 203 to 919 and encodes 238 amino acids. The record is from RefSeq and is a predicted model, not a curated record. Lineage: Eukaryota; Metazoa; Arthropoda; Arachnida; Ixodida; Ixodidae.
ACUUCUGUAAAACUCUUUAAGGGUGCACAAAUAGCCUUAACACCUCUGGCCCAUAAUUAUAACCUAAAUUUCUUUUCUAGUAAUUUCGGACACUGAGCAUGGCCUAUUGCUUUUGUAUAACCAAAGCCACUUUUAUUGGUUAUCCGUGGACAGAUCAUGCAGUAGCAACUUAUUCGUAGAACAGUUUUGCCAGUUGGGUUUAAUGUUAAUAACCCUGUUCAUUCCUCACAUGUUAGACCUUUUUACACAUUUGUCUGUCAAAAUUCUUUCUUCAGACGACUCUGGUCCAAGCCGUUACAGCAGAAGAGAACCUGACCCACUCCUUGACUCCAGAGACUCGAGGACGGGUACAAGCCGGGAUGGACGCGGGGGCGGACGGUCACGUUCCGUUUCGCCCAAUCGCGGUUACGAGCGAAGGAGGCCGCCAGCUAGGAGCACCAAGGAGGUAUCCAAGCGCGGCGAGGGAGAUGGGAAACCUGAAACGGAUGACAUCAGGGAAGGCGGAUCAGGGGGCAGCCGUGGUUCAUCUCCACGACGUGCCCGUGAGAAGGCGCCAGCAACCAAAACUAGCCGCAGUAGUAGCCAGGACGAAGCUGCCGAGAGACCUGACCAGUCACCUGAUACCAGCAUGCCUGAAGCGGCAGUCCCUAAGGUGGCGGUGGCAUCCCCCGUGAGCGAGGAGAGUGGCGGGGAGUCACCCACCAAGGCUGAGAUCUCUGACAGCAGCAAGCACAUGGUGCUCGUCGAGGAGUGCAAGUCUGAGGAUGACAAUGAGGGACAGGAAGCAAAAGCUGGUCCUGCAGACACUUACAGCGACUGGAGUGAUGACGACGAUGAUGACAUCCUCACAAGGGGCGAGCAGGCAGCGGUGAGCAUCUUGCAAGUUGCUCUGCGUGAAAGAGAUACUAAAGGCGUGUAAUAAGUGCAAGUGUAU